AUGGAGCAAAAGCUUCUCUCGAAUUUCGGACAAAUUUGCAAAAACCAAACAAAAAUAUCUCUAAAACCCUUCUCUAUCGCUAGAACUCUCCUUGUAAACCCCUCAACCUCCGAUCAGACAAUCUCUUCCAUCCUCCAAAACCUAGAAACCCUAUCAACAGCAGUAGCAGCAUCAAACCCUCAAUUCUACCAUCUCCAUGUCAUCACCCUCCUCUGUGAAAUCUCCAUCGUCCGCCGCCAUUUCUCCCCCCGCAUCACCACCACACUCCACUCUCUAUCCCUUCACUGCCCCAACAUUACCCCACGUGCCGCCGGACUUGCACUCUCUACCUCUGUUCCAUAUAUCCCGCUUCCGCGUCCAACUUGGUUUCCGCGUUUUCAGAGAGGACCGAGGGAUUGUUUUUAUCUCUCUGCUUCGUGCAUUGUCGUUGAAGAUCGUGGAAUGAUUGAAGGAUGUUACCUUCGUGCUGUUGAGCUCUUGUUUGAUACUGAGGAAUGCGUGAGAUGCUCAGCUGUUCAUAUGGUAAGUGAAUGGGGGAAAUUUCUAGUGGCAAAUAGUGAGGGCAAAAGCAAAAGAGAUUGGUCAGAUUCAUUGUAUGUACAGCUCUGUUCAAUGGUGAGGGACAUGAGUAUGAAUGUCAAAAUUGAAGCUUUUAAUGCUCUUGGGAAGUUAGGAAUUGCAUCUGAGUAUAUUCUGAUGCAAACCCUCUCCAAGAAAGUCUUGCCAAUCACCAAAGAAAAGACAUUACAUGGUCAACUCUCAAGAAAGCAUUCCAAUUUACCAGCUUCAACUGCUGCUGGAGCUUUUAUACAUGGAUUGGAGGAUGAAUUCCAUGAGGUAAGAAGCUGUGCAUGUUAUUCCAUGAGGAUGCCUGCUAUUCUUUCUGCUGACUUUGCUACUGGAGCCUUAGGUUUGUUAAUGGAUGUGCUGAAUGAUGAUUCAGUUGUUGUAAGAUUACAAGCUCUUGAAACCAUGCAUCAUAUGGCAGUUUAUGGCCAUUUAAAAGUGCAAGAAAUGCACAUGCACAUGUUCCUUGGUGCUCUAAUCGACAUGAACUCAUCAAUAAGAUUUACAGCAAGGAAAGUACUUCGAUUAACCAAACUCCAUGAUCUGAUUCUGUUUAAACUAGUUGUUGAUAGCCUCAUACAGAGUCUAGAGAAAUAUCCACAAGAUGAGAUAGAUGUUCUUUCUCUUGUAUUUGAUAUUGGUCGAAAUCAUGGAAGUUUUGCUAUUAGCAUCAUUAAAGAAUUCUUUCCAGAGAUGGACCCUUCUUCUUCAUGCAAUUGGGAUUUCAAUAGUUCAAAAACUGCUGCACACCUUGUAUUGGCCAUAUCUGUUCCACUCUCUCAUGGAAAGCAACAACAGUUGGAUUUGGAUAGCAUUCCAUCAAUAAUAUUUUCUUAUGCUGUUACAAUUCUUGGAAGAAUAUCUAGAAGCUUGACUGGAGUGAUGAAUCAGGACACACUUUUGGCUUAUUUGUCACAUUGUAGUAGAUCAAGUGGACCCCACCCUAUAGAGUUGAUGAAAGGGGAAGACAAGAUGGUUGAAGAUGAUGUGGCAACUAAGAUAGAUAGUCAAAUAACGUGUCCUGUCAGUGUCAGAUUAGACAUGGUGCAUAAUAAUAAUGAUGGUGAUUUUGAAACGCAUGAUAAUUCAGAUAAUUAUAUUAAGUUUAUCCUUGCUAAUAUUGUUCAAGUAUGGCCUUUGAUGAAGUUUGGAUGCAUACAUGAAGUGCUUACAACACUAAGGAGUUGGAAGGAAGAACUAGCAACAUUUAUCACUGAUCCAUCAUGUCAAUCCAGUUCUCAUUUAACAUUUACUUCACAAUAUCUUGAUGUGGUGAAACUACUUUCAAAAGUAUGGUGGCAUGUUAUGUGCCCAAUGGACUUAAUAUGUAAAGAAUCAGGAAACUUGGGGUACAUUUUGCAAAAACUGGAAAAUAAACUCCGAGAAUUACAACACAGGUUCAUCGGGUUGAGUAAAGAAGAGGAGCUACAUAUCCAGGAGCUGACACAUGUCGCCUCUACACUAAAAUCGUCUAUAUUCAAUGAAUCUUUAAUAAAAAAACUAGAGUUUUUUUCCUUAAAAGAAAUUAUAUUCCAGAAAAACAUAAAAUACAUGGAUGCAGAAGUUGAUGUUGGGGACAAAUACAAAUACAAAUACAAUGACUGGUUAAAUCCGAUUCCCUUUGUGGCUGGACUACCUGUUGGAAUACCAUUAAAGAUUAGGUUACAUAAUGUAGCAAUUGAGACUAAGUUAUGGGUAAAAAUGACAAUGUAUGAGAAGUUGAGGGAGUAUGUGUAUGUUGAUUUGAAACAAUUUGAAGGUUGUGAGAAGGAAUGGAAUGUUUGUCUGAGGAGGAGGUUGAUGGUUUUAGAGGGCAUGGUGGGCCCACACAUGAGCUUGUUUAUCUUUGCAAGGAAAAAGAGGUGUUCCUUUCUAUGGUUUUGGUUGUUUGUUGCAAGUGAAGAGUUUUGUUGGCUUGAAGGUUUCAGGUUGAGGCAGAUUCUUUGAGCGUCCUUGUAUUUCCUUUAAUCCUUCUUGGAAUAACGACAGUGAUUAUGCACCAGGUUUUGCACCUUGCGAUGCACUAGGAUGUUUUGCAAAAUGAUUUUAUAUGUAUUUUUGGUUUGUAAAAAUGAAUAUGUAUAAAACUAAAAAUUUACAUGUUUUUACGGCCGAACAUAUAUGAAACAAAGUAUAUAAACUUUUUGGGAAA
Molecule: messenger RNA, 2719 nt
Organism: Lactuca virosa
Lineage: Eukaryota; Viridiplantae; Streptophyta; Magnoliopsida; Asterales; Asteraceae
Source: the annotation of a GenBank genome assembly